GUCCUCCAGAGCCAGGGCCCCUCCCUCCCCAGUCCUUUCCUUGCUUUGGGGUCUCUCCUGCAAGGGCUGCCUCGCUGUCCCCUCCUGGGAUCUGGAUUUGCUAGGGCCUCUCAUUAAGACGGACAGAACUUGUCAGAAGACCAAAGGGUUCCUUCCGAUCUCUCAAAGGCUUCCUGAGAGCACAGAUGGAUGAGCAAGAUUCAGCUGGUCCCGAAGCAGGAAGAGGCCAUGGCAGCCAAACUGGGAGCAGUGGGGGGUUCUGGGAAAACCCAGUGCAGAAGAUCCUGGGUGAGGAGGACACCCUCUGCUCAGAGGUGCAGAGCCAGCAGAUGAGGCAGUUCUGCUGCCAGCAGGCCAAAGGACCCCGAGAGGUUUGCAGCCGACUCUACCACUUUUGCCACCAGUGGCUGAAGCCGGAAAGGCACACGAAAGCUGAGAUGCUGGACCUGGUGAUCUUGGAGCAGUUCCUGGCUGUCCUUCCCUCGGAGAUGGAGAGCUGGGUGAGGGAAUGCGGAGCAGAGACCAGUUCCCAGGCGGUGGCCCUGGCCGAAGGUUUCCUCCUGAGUCAGGCAGAGGAGAGAAAGCAGGAUCUCUUUGCGGAAAUGGACCUGGAUUCCUGUGAGACAGAGAAGCCUCCGUUGGACGCCAGAGAGAGGCCACUGGGUGACAGAAUGAUGCCGGCAAGACUUCCUGAUCCGUCUUUUCAUGGGGGCAGAAGGGAAGCAGUGGCUGUGGAACCAGAUCAGGGUCCAUUGUGCUUUGAAGAUGUUGCUGUUCGUUUCACGGACGAGGAGUGGGCGUUGCUGGAGCCUGACCAGAGAGCUCUGCAUAAGGACGUCAUGGAGGAGAAUCGUGGGAUCGUGGCCUCUCUUGAUUGUGAUGAAUCGGAAAUCGAGAACAAAGGUGACCACGAUAAAAUCCCCAGAGAGGAGAAGCCACGUGAAAAUUUAGAGUGUGGAGAAAGCUGCAGUCAGAGCUCCCGUUCCACUUCCCAUCAACAAAAUCUCAUUGGAAAGAAACCAUAUCAGUGUGUGGAAUGUGGAAAGAGCUUCAGGAAGAGCUGCGAUCUCACUUGCCAUCAAAGAAUUCAUACAGGAGAGAAACCCUAUCAGUGUGUGGAAUGUGGAAAGAGCUUCAGUAACAGCCGCAGUCUCACUUCACAUCAAAGAAUUCAUACAGGGGUGAAACCAUAUCAGUGUGUGGAAUGUGGAAAGAGCUUCAGUGACAGCCACAGUCUCACCUCCCAUCAGAGAAUUCAUACAGGGGAGAAACCCUAUCAGUGUGUGGAAUGUGGAAAAUGGUUCAGUCAGAGCUCCCAUCUCACUGCCCAUCAAAGAAUUCAUACAGGGGAGAAACCCUAUCUGUGUGUGGAAUGUGGAAAGAGCUUCAGGAAGAGCUGUGAUCUCACUUGCCAUCAAAGAAUUCAUACAGGGGAGAAACCCUAUCAGUGUGUGGAAUGUGGAAAGAGCUUCAUGAAGAGCUCCCAUCUCACUUCCCAUCAAAAAAUUCAUACAGGUGAGAAACCUUAUCAGUGUGUAGAAUGUGGAAAGAGCUUCAGUCACAGCUCCGGUCUCACUUCCCAUAAGCGAAUUCAUACACGGGAGAAACCCUUUCAGUGUGUAGAAUGUGGAAAGAGCUUCAGUCACAGCUUCAGUCUCACUUCCCAUCAAAGAAUUCAUACAGGGGAGAAACCCUAUCAGUGUGUGGAAUGUGGAAAGAGCUUCAGGAAGAAGUACAUUCUCACUUCCCAUCAAAGAAUUCAUACAGGGGAGAAGCCCUAUCAGUGCAUGGAAUGUGGAAAGAGCUUUAGUCACAGCAAUAGUCUCACUUCUCAUCAAAGAAUUCAUACAGGGGAGAAACCCUAUCAGUGCAUGGAAUGUGGAAAGAGCUUUAGUCAGAGCUCCUCUCUCACUUCUCAUCACAUAAUUCAUACAGGGGAGAAACCCUAUCAGUGUGUGGAAUGUGGAAAGAGCUUCAGUCAUAGCUCCAGUCUCACUUCCCAUCAAAGAAUUCAUAGAAAGGUCGGGAAAACCAUUAUACAGCUUUAGGAGCUAAGAAAUCCGCACCUUUAUUACCUUGCGUUUGGCUGAUUGACAUCUAAUGCCAUUUGAACAUGUGGUGUUUUGUGUUUUUAUGUUGUAACCAUCCUGAGACCUGUGGGUGUAGGAAUAUGUGCCAAUAUUUAAAUACCUAGGCGUCUCCCCCC
Podarcis raffonei (Aeolian wall lizard) is the source of this 2206-nucleotide messenger RNA. RefSeq names its product zinc finger protein 883-like. Gene Ontology annotation, molecular function: DNA-binding transcription repressor activity, RNA polymerase II-specific. Gene Ontology annotation, biological process: negative regulation of transcription by RNA polymerase II. Lineage: Eukaryota; Metazoa; Chordata; Lepidosauria; Squamata; Lacertidae. The record is from RefSeq and is a predicted model, not a curated record. Bases 186 to 2048 code for a protein of 620 amino acids. The transcript has 6 exons.